Molecule: messenger RNA, 3746 nt
Organism: Cuscuta epithymum
Lineage: Eukaryota; Viridiplantae; Streptophyta; Magnoliopsida; Solanales; Convolvulaceae
Source: the annotation of a GenBank genome assembly
GACCGAGCACACUCGCCCCUGUCUACACUAACAUCGCGUCGCAUGCCGUGGGAUUCCAUUCUCAUCGACCUCUACACAAUCUAGUGUUGUCCUUGCAUUGCAAAUUUGCAGAAGAAUAACUGCUUUCACUCUUGCGUCUCCCUGCAACCCUAAAUUCCACCUGAGUUCUUGGAAUUAGCCAACUACUGGCUGAGAAGAUAAUAAGAGAUGGUUGAAGGUCGAAAUUCAUUAACUUCUCUGCAAGUUUUUUGCAUUGGAACGGCUGAUACGAAGCUUGAGGAGCUCCUAUUUCUCUCUAAUGCGGUCCGAUCCAGUCUCAGUUGCUUUGCCACUAAUUCUUCCACCAAGGUGGAUGUCACAGUGGUGGAUAUCUCAACCGGCAGUCAGGAAAUGAGUAGUUGUGGAGAUUUUAAUUUUGUUUCAAGGAAAGAUGUGCUUUCAUUCUAUUCUACAGGAGAGCAAUCAGUUCAGCUCCCAGAUGACAGAGGCAAAGCUAUUUCAAUUAUGAGUAAAGGGCUUGAGAAAUUCCUCAUUGGGGCUCACAGUGAUCAGGUUCUUGCUGGAGUUGUCGGUUUAGGAGGCAGUGGAGGGACAUCUUUGUUGUCGCCAGUUUUCCGCUCUCUCCCAAUUGGGAUCCCCAAAGUGAUUGUGUCAACCAUGGCCAGCGGUCAAACACAACACUAUGUUGGAACAUCCGACUUGGUAUUAUUUCCUUCCGUAGUUGAUAUUUGUGGGAUUAACAGUGUUAGUAGGGCUGUUCUCUCCAAUGCGGGUGCAGCAUUUGCUGGUAUGGUGGUUGCACGAAUUCAGAGCAUUAGAAAAUCAUGUGCUGCUGAUGAAAAGUUUACUGUUGGAAUUACAAUGUUUGGUGUUACCACUCCAUGUGUUAAUGCUGUUAAAGAAAGGCUGAGUAAAGAAGGAUUUGAGACCUUGGUUUUUCAUGCUACUGGAGUUGGGGGAAGGGCCAUGGAAGAACUGGUUAAAGGAGGAUUCAUUCAGGGUGUGUUGGACAUCACAACAACUGAGGUUGCAGAUUACCUUGUUGGGGGUGUUAUGGCAUGUGAUGAUUCUCGCUUUGAUGCUAUAUUAGAAAAGAAGGUUCCUUUGGUUCUAAGUGUCGGAGCAUUGGAUAUGGUAAAUUUUGGUCCCAAAAGUUCCAUACCUUCUGGUUUUCAGCAAAGGAAGAUUCACGAGCAUAAUGAGCAGGUUUCUCUCAUGCGAACUACAAUGGAUGAAAAUAAGAAGUUUGCUGCAUUUAUAGCCGACAAGUUGAAUAAGUCAUCUUCAAAGGUACGUAUUUGCUUGCCAGAGAAAGGUAUUUCUGCAUUGGAUGCCCCAAGGAAACCAUUUCAUGACCCUCAAGCAACUGAAUGCCUUGUUAAAGAGCUGCAAAGUCUUGUUCAGAUAAGUGAAGAUCGUCAGGUCAACAUCUUCCCUUAUCAUAUUAAUGACCUGGAGUUUGCAAAUGCUUUGGUUGAUUCAUUCUUAGACAUCUGUUUGAAGCCUAAAGUUGUAGAUACUCAUCAAUCUAGUUAUGAAUCUAUUCAAAAACCUAAGCUUGUUGAUGAUCAACCAAAAUUCUCAAGCAUAGAAAACCUUUAUUUGUGUUCGAGUGACUUCCCCAAUGCAAAACCAGAUGAUCCAAUGGCAGAGGAGUUCUGGAUCAUGAUCAGUGAGAAAUUGCAGGCCCCCACCUUGCCGGCUGAUGGUAAAAACCUAACCUUUAAGAAAAAGAAACUCUUCACUAGGAAUGGUCUCAAGCCCACGGCCCCCUCAAAAAAAGCAGUCAAGAGACCGAUGGCUUGUUUGUCAAUCACUAGGAAUACCCUGAAUAAAAAGGUGCGCAAGGGAGAGAAUUUUUCCGUUGCCGCCACCAAGACUGUUGAAAUGGCAGCCUUGUUGACUGACCAAGUUGCUGAGACGCUCCAAGAUAAUCUCUGCAAGGAUUCCAUAUUUGGGACUGAGCUCCACACCCAGUUGACCUUAAUCCCUGAGGAGACAAAGGCUGUGGAGGCUGAAGAGAAACUCAAGGCUGAGCAGGCAGCACGGUCAGCUGCUGAAGAGCAGUUAAAAGCUGAAAGGGAGGCUCGGUCAGCAUGUGAGGCAAGACUAGUGACUGAACGGAAAGCUGCAGUGACAGAGUAUAAGGCUGGAAGAGACUUCCUCGUAGACGCACUUGAGUUUGCCCGGGCCCACCAUGACCGGGUAAUUGAGGCGGUGCUAACAUGUCCCAAAGAAGCCAUCCACUUCUUUUGUAGGCUUCAUGAGAAUGAAAUCGGGCGGUUGAUGCUACUGAAGAUGGGUGCCUAUGGGUUCUUGAAGGGGCGAAAGUCAGAGAGAUCCGAGCUGUAUGAAGUUAUGAAUGACUUUUUGCAUGAUAACUUCGAUCCGGCUGAAUACGACCUGCCCGAGCCCUUCAUGGUCGAACCGGUCAAUCCAUUCCUUAGCCCACCUGGGAAACAGUAGAAUAGUAGUUUGUACUUAAUUGUUUUUUCUUGUUUUCUACUUUGACCUUGUAGGCUUGUACGCUGGAAAUGACCAACCAGUUUUUCUUUGUUUCGAUUGAGAUGUGGAUUUACCAAUAGGGGUAGUAUGGUGUUCUUUUCUUUCUUUCGUUAUAUAGACAUGAUGAUCGACGGAAUCUUCUCUUUAUAACAGAGACAUUGCAGAGAACACAUGUUAUACUUCAGAAACUAAGACAUCAGAUUAGUAUGGGUAAACCUGUCAUUGGGGCUGGUGCUGGAACAGGAAUUUCAGCAAAAUUUGAGGAGGCUGGUGGUGUGGAUUUGAUUAUCGUAUACAACUCUGGGCGUUUUCGGAUGGCAGGAAGAGGUUCCUUGUCUGGAUUGUUGCCCUUCGCUGAUGCAAAUGCCAUCGUUCUUGAGAUGGCCAAUGAAGUUUUGCCUGUGGUAAAAACAGUACCAGUUCUGGCAGGAGUUUGUGCCACUGACCCGUUCCGCAGGAUGGAUUAUUUCCUGAAGCAGUUGGAAUCUGUUGGAUUCUUUGGUGUGCAAAACUUUCCAACGGUUGGGCUAUUUGAUGGAAAUUUUAGGCAAAACCUAGAAGAGACUGGAAUGGGUUAUAGUUUAGAGGUUGAGAUGAUUGAAAAAGCUCAUAAAAUGGGCCUUUUGACUACCCCAUACGCUUUCAAUCCAAAUGAAGCUGCACAAAUGGCCAAAGCUGGUGCUGACAUUAUAGUUGCCCACAUGGGGCUCACAACAUCCGGAUCCAUUGGAGCAAAAACAGCUCUAUCGUUGGAGGACAGCGUGCUUUGCAUACAAGGUAUUGCAGAUGCUGCUCAUGAGGUUAAUUCCAAUGUGAUCGUUCUUUGUCAUGGAGGUCCUAUAUCUGGUCCUAAAGAAGCAGAAUAUGUUCUGAAAAGAACCAAAGGAGUUCAUGGGUUUUAUGGUGCUUCUAGUUUGGAGAGGCUACCUGUUGAGAAGGCUAUAACAGAGACAAUGCAGCAGUAUAAAUCCAUUUCUAUGAUGUAAAAAUAAAAUUACCAGUUUCAUAAUUUUUAUGCUUAGAUGGUCACCCCCAGGGAGGCUCUCAUGUAUGUUCAUAAUCUCUUUUCGUGUAUGAUACUUAAAUCUCCCAUGUGUGUAAUACUACUUGUACCUAAAUAAACUUUUAUAUGUUUCUUUAUCAUGAAUUUAGCUUUUAAUUUACCCAUAGUUAUUAUUUCUUUUUAGAAGAAACAUCUACCAAGUAUUGUUUUGCUUGGAGAGCUUAUGUGAGAAGCUGCU